AUGACUUACGGACUGCUUCGAAGAAUUCCUGCAUGGACCGACGAUGGUAUUGGAAUUCAAGAAUUCGUGGAGACUAUGGAGGACUCUGCAUGCCCCAAACUCUUCGCGACCAAUGUCAGUGGAUUUCUGGCAGAGCUGUGGCGGCUCCCCGAGAUGGAGCAUCUGACACGGAUGCCACUUGUGGCAUCGUAUUGGCGACGACUAGCGCAGAGAUGCGAGGAGAUGAGGGCACUGAACCUCCGCGCUGCACGGAAGCCGCCUCCGGAGUUUUAUUCAUCUUUGAUGGUGGUUUUUGAACGAAUUCGUCUACGCACGUGGUUUUUGUAUGUGGACACUGAGCUGGCACCUACGCCACAAUAUCACCAGCUCCGGGCGUAA
Symbiodinium sp. CCMP2592 is the source of this 378-nucleotide messenger RNA. Lineage: Eukaryota; Dinophyceae; Suessiales; Symbiodiniaceae. The record is from the annotation of a GenBank genome assembly.